ACGAACCGAAUUACCGAAUCGACCCAUCAAUCAACAAAUCGAAAUGAAACAAAAACAAAAGUGCUAUUAUUGUUAUUUAGUGUAAUUAAAGACAUCUACUUUGUUUUAGUAGGAGUAUUUGAAGGUUUGUUUAACUACACUUUAACUUAUAUAUUCAAUUUAUGAUUCCACAAAAAUAUAGUUAACUGUCUUAAAGUGCAACUUUCUUUCACUAGGCCUACAUAGUAAAGUGCAGAAUCAUAAUAUCAUGACAGAGAAGGAGGCCAAGCCUGGAGAUGGGAUUAAGUCUUUGAAAACAAGUUCAGUCUUUAGGGUUGUUAACUUUGAAUUGUACGCUACACCAAACCGAGUGGUGAUGGGGCUCGGGUUGUUGGCUCUAGCUGGAUGUGUUAGUUACAUAGGCUACAUGAGGCACAAGUACGCGGGUAUGGGCUACUACCCAGCCAUCGACAAUGAGGGCAAAGAGGUUUACAAGCUCAAACAAUCUAAAUGGGAUUAGCUUGUAAACUAAUCAACCUGUAUAGUGUUAUCUGUAAAUAUGUAUUGCAAAUAAAAAUAAUUUGGUUUAAAUACUGACA
This is a messenger RNA of Macrosteles quadrilineatus (aster leafhopper), 578 nucleotides long. Its product is annotated as small integral membrane protein 8-like. The record is from RefSeq and is a predicted model, not a curated record. Bases 248 to 499 code for a protein of 83 amino acids. The transcript has 3 exons. NCBI's taxonomy places the organism in Eukaryota, Metazoa, Arthropoda, Insecta, Hemiptera, Cicadellidae.